This is a messenger RNA of Lolium rigidum, 288 nucleotides long. RefSeq lists its product as uncharacterized. Gene Ontology annotation, molecular function: structural constituent of ribosome. The transcript has 3 exons. Gene Ontology annotation, biological process: mitochondrial translation. The record is from RefSeq and is a predicted model, not a curated record. Bases 1 to 288 code for a protein of 95 amino acids. NCBI's taxonomy places the organism in Eukaryota, Viridiplantae, Streptophyta, Magnoliopsida, Poales, Poaceae.
AUGCAGGUCCCCAUGGUCGUCACAUCUGGUUGGAGGGAAUCAAGCAGCCGGUGGCAACGUGUUGCCACCACGCCAGUGAAGCGUUUUUGCGGCGUCAUCAAGCCCUGCAUGGUAGAGAUGGUGUCCUUCCUCAACUGCCUCGCCUUGAACAAGCAUAGAGAUGACAAGUGCAUAAGGCAGAAGGAGCUCUUGGUUGCCUGUACUCAGGCUCAGCAAGGGAAGCCAAAGAAUGCAGCAAACACGAUCAAUUACCAUCUACAGAUGCUUGGGCGAGACAAGUUCCACUAG